AUGGUGAUAGGGGAUUUUAACGUAAUCUCCACGCCCGAUGAGAGGAUUGGGGGAUCCCCCCCCAAUCUUCGAAACAUGGAGGAAUUCAACGACUCGAUGUUUCGGUGUGGUUUGUCGGCAAUGGACUUUGACGGAUCACAAUUCACAUGGACAAAUGGCUCGUUGUGGCAAAGGCUAGAUCGUGCUUUGACUAAUGACAGAUGGCUGGCGUCCUACCCGGUGUCCAAAGUUUCACAUCUAGCACGGGGCCGCUCUGACCAUUCCCCAUUGCUGGUUAAGUGCGGAUUGGGGACGGCUUCCCCGUUUUCAUUCCGCUUUCUCAAUGUUUGGGCCCGCUAUCCUGGUUUCUUCGCAGUGGUUAGUGCAAUAUGGGAGAUGGAGGUGUCGGGGGUGGGUAUGCCUCGUUUCUUCAAAAAGCUGGGCCUGGUGAAGAAAAGAUUGCGAGAAUGGAGCCGCGAGACAUUUGGUGACAUUCCUUCUCGUGUCAAGGCUGCAGAGGCUAUAUACAGACAGAGGGAAGAGGAUUAUGAUAGGGAUCGAGACGACAUUUCCAGAUCCCGCCUAAACGAGGCCAGAGCGACCUACACCAGAGAGCUGGCCACCGAGUGUGAGUUUUGGAGGCAAAAGUCGGCAGUCAAGUGGCUUCGGGAAGGGGAUGCGAACACGUCUUAUUUCCACUCCGUGGUCCGUCAACGAAGGAGCUCUAACUUCAUCGCGAGGAUCAGGGGUGCGGAGGGGUGUUGGUGCGACACGGGCCAGCAAAUCAAGGAGUCAGCUACGGAUUUCUUCAGUACGUUGUUUACCUCGGAGGCGGCUUUUAGGGGAAACUUCCCAGCACUACCAUUUGAGUUGCCCCAGGCAGCCAGCGAGCAUAAUGCAGCAAUUACGGCAGUUCCGUCUGCCGAGGAAAUUCGGCAGAUUGUUUUUUCGAUGGAGGUGAAUAGCGCCCCGGGGCCGGACGGAUUUGGGGUGGGUUUCUAUCGCUCUUGCUGGGGGAUUAUACAGGAGGACCUGGUAGCUGCAAUCCAAGAUUUCUUCAAAGGAGCCAGUCAGCCAAGGGGUUGGUCGAGCUCACUCUUGGUCCUGAUCCCUAAGGUGGAGGGAGCAUGUCACUGGCGAGAUUUCAGGCCUAUUAGUUUAUGUAACGUGAGCUCCAAAAUUAUUUCGAAACUUUUGGCAGCCAGGAUUGGCAAGGUGCUUCCAGCUCUCAUUUCCCCAUGGCAGACGGGGUUUGUACCAGGGCGAGGUAUUUCGGAUAAUAUUUUGUUAGCCCAGGAGCUAGCACUAGACUUGGACAGACGUUUGAAGGAGCCGAACCUCAUUUUUAAGUUGGAUAUGGAAAAGGCAUAUGAUAGAGUGGAGUGGCCUUUCUUGCUCUUCAUGCUUCGGCAAUUCGGCCUGAGCGAACAGGUGGUUGAUUUGUGCUAUAGGACCUUCUCCAACGCAUGGUUUUCGGUGUUGAUCAAUGGUGAGCCGUCUGGGUAUUUUAAAUCUUCCCGGGGAGUUCGGCAAGGGGACUCACUCUCUCCGGCGUUAUUUCUAUUUGUGGCGGAAUUUUUAGGGCGGGGGAUUCACAACUUGUUCCUGGAGAAAGAGAGCAGAUUCUAUGUAUCGGCUGGCUCGCGCGUACCGUAUUUAGCUUUUGCAGAUGAUAUCCUAAUUUUCACGCGAUGCUCGUCGGAUGCUCUGACCGCAAUUCGGCAGUUCCUGGAGCAUUACCAGACGUGGUCAGGGCAGAAAGUUAAUGUGGGAAAGAGCUCUUUCACCCCCUCUUCUAGGAUGUCACUGGCACAGAAGGAACUUGUGCGCGCAACUCUUGGCUAUCGGGAAAUUGGUUUGCCUAUCCGAUAUCUGGGGGUGCCACUGGUGAAGGGUCGAAUCAGUUGUGUGGCCUUUGAGGGGAUAUUGGCAAAAAUAAGGCAGCAGUUAUUUCACUGGAGCUCCAAACUUCUUUCUAUGGGGGGCAAAAUUACCCUGAUUCGUCAUGUGCUUAGUUCAAUUCCGAUACACCUACUUCAAGUGCUGCAGCCGCCGAAAGCCAUAAUUGUGGCUUGGGGAAGAAUCUGUAAUGCUUUUCUGUGGGACCACUCCUCGUCUGAGAAGAGGAUACAUUGGGCUGCCUGGGAGAAGGUAUGUUUCCCAGUCGCAGAAGGGGGGCUGGGGUGUCGGUCAUUAGAUGAUGUGGUGAAAGCAUUCUCUUGCAAGCUAUGGUGGAAGUUGCGGAAAAAGGACACGGCUUGGGCGGAAUUUAUGCACUACAAAUACAUUAAAGGGUCGCACCCGGCUCUGGUUCGGGUUGUUCGGCCCCCGGCGCUGUGGCGUCGGUUGGAGGGGAUUCGCGAAUUUGCGGAGGGAAGGAUUCGUUGGUGUUUGGGUGAAGGGCUGGUGGAUUUCUGGCAUGACCGAUGGUGCACUGAGGAGCCUUUGGCGUCGCUUUUGGAUGUCACCAACAAGCCGUGCGUGUUAGUGGGCGAACUUUACCUGCACAGAGGAUGGGAUGUCGCCCGGCUCCGCCAGUGGCUGCCUGAGGCAUAUGUUUCUCUGGUCCUCCAGCAGCAAAUCUUUCCAGAUUUGCAGGAUCAAAUGGUCUGGGAGGGGUCUGUCUCCGGGGAAUUCACAAUUGUGUCGGCCGUGGAGGACCUUCGUCGGAAGGGGAAUACCUCUCUAGUGAGUAAGUACAUUUGGAGUUCGGCACUCCCGAAGAAGAUGUCUUUCUUUGUAUGGCGAUUAUUGAGGAAAUGGAUCCCAGUAGAUGUACAGUUGCAGCGGAAGGGAGUCUUCUUGGGAUCUAGAUGUCCGUGCUGCUCAGGGGCUCGGGAAACUGCGGAGCAUCUUUUUGUGGGUGGCCCCGUGGCCGCUGUGGUUUGGGGACAUUUUGGCAGGCAGUUCGGGAUUUUACGGCGGGGAGUCCAGGGGGUGUCUUCUCUUUUAAUGUCUUGGUUCCUGUCCCAUCGAAAGGUGAGUGAGAACCAUAUACGGGUUCUGGUGCCGAUAGCAGCAUUAUGGUUCUUGUGGAGAGCUAGGAAUCAGGCAAGAUUUGAGGGUUCGCCGAUGGCCGCGGAGAGUAUUAUAUGGCAGGUGGGCCAUUUCAUUGAACUCCUGGGGAAAGCCCAGAAACUGGGACGGGCGUUUAGUGGUGACAGGGAUUGUAUCUGGGCUGGAGGGUUGAGGGGAACAGGGUCGGUGCACAGACCAGCACUGGUGGCAUGGAUCAAACCUCCAUCGCCAGUCCUUAAACUGAAUACUGAUGCCUGUGUGACAGCCGCCGGGGCUUUUGGUGGAGGGGUGGUCCGCUCGAGCGAGGGUAAGAUGAUCUUUGCAUUUUACAAGGAGUUUGGGGAGGCUAGCGUGGUUCAUGCAGAGGCUCUGGCCGUACUAACAGGGUUGCUUCAUUGUCAAGAAAUGCGUUUAACUCGGGUCCGGGCAGAGAGCGAUUCGUUGGCUCUCGUCCAAAUGGUCAACUCGGGUGUUGUAGCGCGCUGGCCGCUUUGCAAUGUGUUGAGGAGGAUACGAACCAUGAUGGAAUGGUCAUUCGGGCACCUAAAUGCUGCUGUAGUUGGACUGCUUGCUUUCUCCUUCUUCCUCGUCCAUUUUUUCUUCAAGAAAGAUGCCAAAAGACAUGGUUCAGUACCACCGGAAGCAGGCGGUGCAUGGCCUAUUAUUGGCCACCUUCAACUCUUAGGAAGAGGUCCAGAAGAGCUUCCCCGCAUAACCUUGGCGGCCCCGCCCUGGCCGAUAAAUGUGAACCAGCCUUCACUAUCAGGCUAG
Messenger RNA from Coffea eugenioides, 3768 nucleotides. RefSeq lists its product as uncharacterized. Gene Ontology annotation, molecular function: RNA-DNA hybrid ribonuclease activity; nucleic acid binding. The transcript has 2 exons. Lineage: Eukaryota; Viridiplantae; Streptophyta; Magnoliopsida; Gentianales; Rubiaceae. Bases 1 to 3768 code for a protein of 1255 amino acids. The record is from RefSeq and is a predicted model, not a curated record.